UAUAACCCCAGCACCGCUCGCAAAGAAAGCCGAGUGUUCACAUCCGCUCCUCCACUGGAGAGACAUACAUAAGAAACGGUGCAGCUGCACCCAGUCAACAGCCUGUCAAUCAACAAACCGAAUGCAGCCAAAAUCCAUUUUACACAAAAAAAAAAAAAAAAAAAAAAGGAAAUUCUAGAUUUCAUUGGGUGUGAACUAUAAACUCACUCCAGUCUUUCUGAUGCAUUUACAUCAGCACCACAUCACGGGUAGCGAAUAUAAAGAAAAACGACCAGCCGUGACAAACAGCCAUGAAUCUUGAGCCACUCAAACCAGAGAUCAAAUCAGUCACCCGUGUCACCGGUGGUCCUGCCACACCACGCAAAGGACCGCCCAAGUUCAAGCAGAGGCAGACUCGCCAGUUCAAGAGCAAGCCGCCAAAGAAGGGUGUCCAAGGUUUCGGAGAUGACAUCCCUGGCAUGGAAGGUUUAGGCACUGACAUCACUGUCAUCUGCCCCUGGGAGGCCUUUAAUCAUCUGGAGCUUCACGAGCUGGCUCAGUAUGGUAUCAUCUGAGCCUGUUACCUCCCCAUCAUCCUCUGUGCAGUUAAGACCCUUCCAGUCAUGUUCUCCAAAGCACCUGCCUCCAUCCCAGCCAUCGUCUCCAAGUGGACCGUUCUUACUUUUAUAACAUAAUACACACACAAAACAGCAACAUUUAUAAAAAUAGGAAAACUAAGAAAAAUCAACAUGAAAAAAAAUCUAUCUGACUAUCCAUCCCUCUGGUUUCUUUUCUUUCUUGCAGUCCAAGAACACUUUCUGCUCAAACUAUAGAACAGAGAAGAUCCAGUCAGAUUGCAUUCUGUUUACUUAGAAAAACUUCUGCUCCUUUCUUUGCUCUCAUCUUCUUUUUCUACUCUCCCUCCCUGUUUUCUUCUGGAACACGAAACAUACGGAAGUAACACAGCCUCUGCGUGAGUAAAA
Molecule: messenger RNA, 962 nt
Organism: Carassius auratus (goldfish)
Lineage: Eukaryota; Metazoa; Chordata; Actinopteri; Cypriniformes; Cyprinidae
Product: retinal rod rhodopsin-sensitive cGMP 3',5'-cyclic phosphodiesterase subunit gamma
Exons: 4
Coding region: 291-554 (87 amino acids)
Biological process (GO): positive regulation of G protein-coupled receptor signaling pathway; positive regulation of epidermal growth factor receptor signaling pathway; visual perception
Cellular component (GO): photoreceptor outer segment membrane
Molecular function (GO): cGMP binding; 3',5'-cyclic-nucleotide phosphodiesterase activity
Source: RefSeq, a predicted model, not a curated record